ACGCAACUGAGUGAAUUUUGUUAUAAAGUAUUUUUUGUAUUUUUAAAUAACAUUAGCCAAUUAUAUGAAUGUUGCCGUGGAAGGUUGCUGUCACGGUGAACUCGAUAAAAUCUAUGAAAGAAUCAGAAGCUAUGAACUAAAAAACAGUACUAAAGUGGACAUUCUACUUUGUUGCGGUGAUUUUCAAGCAAUAAGGCACGAAGAUGAUUUGAGUGAGUUAUCAUGUCCUCCUAAGUAUAGAGACUAUCGCGAUUUUAAGGAUUAUUAUAACGGCCUAAAAGUUUCUCCUGUAUUAACAGUUUUUAUCGGCGGCAAUCAUGAAGCUCCUGACUUUUUAAGAAAUUUAUAUUUCGGAGGAUGGGUGGCUCCGAAUAUAUACUACUUGGGCCAUUCAGGAGUAUUAAACUUCGGUGGGUUAAGAAUCUCAGGUAUUUCAGGCAUUUAUAACCUGAAUGAUUACACUAAAGGCUACUUUGAGUCAAGGCCUUAUACUGAGCAGACCAAGAGAUCCUCAUAUCAUAUAAGGGAAUUUGAUGUGAAGAAAUUAAGCUUGAUAAAAGAUAAAGUUGAUAUUUUCCUAUCUCACGACUGGCCUGCCGGUAUUGAGAAUUCUGGAAACUUGGACCAGUUACUAAGAAUAAAGCCAUUCUUUUAUGAAGAUAUAAAGAAUAAUACUUUGGGAAAUCCAAAGUCUAGAGAACUAAUGGAGAAAAUAAAGCCAAAAUUUUGGUUCUCAGCUCACUUACAUGUAAAAUACGAGGCUGAAUAUAAACAUGAAGAUGGAAGUACUACUCAAUUUUUAGCGCUGGAUAAGGUUCUUCCAUAUAGAGAAUUUUUAAGAAUUAUUCAAAUUACUCCUGAUGAUUCGUCAAAUAAGAGGAAGUUAGAUGAAACAUCUGAACCCGUUGAAGAUACACUGAAGCUUUGUUAUGAUAGGGAAUGGUGUGCAAUUCUUGUGGCAAAUAGAGAUAAAAUGCCUCUGAACCAAUUUUCAUCCGUCAACCCAAUCACUCUCAAUGAGCCUUUGGAUGAGGAUUAUAAAUUUGUGGACCAGAGGUUCAGUGAGUCUGGUUACGAAACUGUAACGCAGGAUGGAAAGACUUUGUUUGUUAUCCCUUUCAAGGCUGACUCUCAUAAGGAACCUGAAUCGCAGAGGGAGGCCUUUAUGAAUCUCUUGAAGCUCCCUACUAAUAACUACUUUAGCCCUGGAACUCAUGAUAAAAUGACUGUGAACUUUGUUGAAUGA
Messenger RNA from Theileria parva strain Muguga, 1246 nucleotides. It is a transcript of the gene dbr1-a, whose product is annotated as Lariat debranching enzyme A. Gene Ontology annotation, molecular function: RNA lariat debranching enzyme activity. The transcript has 6 exons. The coding region runs from base 65 to 1246 and encodes 393 amino acids. The record is from RefSeq and is a predicted model, not a curated record. Lineage: Eukaryota; Apicomplexa; Aconoidasida; Piroplasmida; Theileriidae. Gene Ontology annotation, biological process: mRNA splicing, via spliceosome. Gene Ontology annotation, cellular component: nucleus.